CCUGUUGCCAAUUAGACAACGGCGCGACUGCUGAGAAAGUAGCCGAGCUGGCAACUCUGCUGCCACCAACUGCCCACAAAUUUUCACCGCCACUGCGAUUCGGACGCGUUCUCGGAGCGAUUCUUCGUCGGUCGGUUUUGUCGUUGUCGUUUGUCGGCUUUUGGCCAACAAAAAUAGAAAACAUUUGUGAAUAAAUCCGGGCAUUUCUGUGCGAAAAGCUGAAUGAAAACGGCAAAGCAAAGGCAAAAAUCUAUUUCAUUUGUUGUUUUUAUUUGGCCCGCAGACCGUGAAUAAAAAUCCAACAACAACAACAAAAUCGGCGACUGCGUUUACGGUCGUAACUGUAAAUUGCUCGACUGCUAUUACAACAGCAACAACAACAAAUACAACUACAACAGAAGUUUUGAUUUAUUCUAAUUAAAAAAAAAAAAGGUUGCGAUAACCAACUCUGUCCGAAUCAAAGGUGACUGAUGACAAUGUGCAGAUGGUCGCUGGCUGAAGUUGCUGGCAGGACACACAGUGCUAGGAUCAACCCAAUCGUCAAGGAGCAGCAGUUGCAGCUGUGAAUGUGAAUGUGGAUGUGGCAGCCUUGUGGAUACUUUUUAUACUGACCAACACGAAAUGCGUUUUUGCAACUCGGCCAACAAGACAACACAGAUACAAAUACAGAUACAGAUCGGUAGAUGAAUUGAAUUGCAAAUGCCCUCCAAUUGCAGCUUUUGAUGCAACCUUAAGGCAGGGGCCCAACUCGACUGAUAGCUUAAACUACUUACUAGGCAAACGGCUAAGACGUAAACAAAUUUUAUAAUUAUUGCUAAGACAUUUUUUGCAAGAAACUCUCGUUAUAUGCCAAAUAUGUGUUGCACCAACUGAAGCUGAAUAGGAAACAUAAAAAAUUAUCUCAAGCAACACUGAAGUACAUCAUCACUCGCCAGCAAGCCUCAAGUCAGCAAGCUAGUUCGCAGCUGGAGUACUGAGAGUAUUGAGAAAGCCAUGGGCAACCAAUGCUGCAGCAAGCAUCAGGAUCAGGAACUGGCAUUGGCCUAUCCCACUGGGGGCUUCAAGAAAUCCGACUACACCUUCGGCCAGACGCACAUAAACAGCACUGGCGGCAGCGGCGGCAACAUGGGCGGCGUUCUCGGCCAGAAGCACAACAACGGUGGCUCCCUGGACUCGCGCUAUACGCCGGAUCCCAAUCACCGGGGUCCCCUGAAAAUCGGCGGAAAGGGCGGCGUUGACAUCAUCAGGCCACGCACCACACCAACCGGCGUGCCUGGUGUGAUGCCCAAACGAGUGGUUGUGGCCCUCUACGACUACAAGUCCCGCGAUGAGUCCGAUCUGAGCUUCAUGAAGGGCGACCGCAUGGAGGUCAUCGACGACACCGAGUCCGAUUGGUGGCGCGUCGUGAAUCUGAGCACCCGCCAGGAGGGUCUCAUCCCGCUCAACUUUGUGGCCGAGGAGCGCAGCGUCAACAGCGAAGACUGGUUCUUUGAGAACGUGCUGCGCAAGGAAGCCGACAAGCUUCUACUGGCCGAGGAGAAUCCACGUGGCACUUUCCUGGUCCGACCUUCGGAGCACAAUCCCAAUGGCUACUCGCUGUCAGUGAAGGAUUGGGAAGACGGACGUGGGUAUCAUGUGAAGCAUUAUCGCAUCAAGCCGCUGGACAACGGAGGCUACUACAUUGCCACCAAUCAGACCUUCCCCUCGCUCCAGGCUCUGGUCAUGGCCUAUAGCAAAAAUGCUCUUGGCCUGUGCCACAUACUGUCGCGUCCCUGCCCCAAGCCACAGCCCCAGAUGUGGGACCUGGGACCGGAGCUGCGUGACAAGUAUGAGAUUCCUCGCUCGGAGAUUCAGCUGCUGAGGAAAUUGGGCCGCGGCAACUUCGGCGAGGUCUUCUACGGCAAGUGGCGCAACAGCAUCGAUGUGGCUGUUAAGACUCUACGCGAGGGCACCAUGUCCACGGCUGCCUUCCUCCAGGAGGCGGCUAUCAUGAAGAAGUUCCGCCACAACCGCCUGGUAGCUCUUUAUGCAGUCUGCUCGCAGGAGGAACCCAUCUACAUUGUCCAGGAGUACAUGUCCAAGGGCAGUCUGUUGGACUUUUUGCGUGAAGGCGAUGGCCGCUACUUGCAUUUCGAGGAUCUCAUCUACAUAGCCACCCAGGUGGCCAGCGGCAUGGAGUAUCUGGAGUCCAAGCAGCUCAUCCACCGCGAUCUGGCGGCCCGCAACGUCCUCAUUGGCGAGAAUAAUGUGGCAAAGAUUUGUGAUUUCGGACUGGCACGCGUGAUUGCCGACGACGAGUACUGCCCGAAGCAAGGAUCCCGGUUUCCGGUGAAGUGGACAGCGCCGGAGGCGAUCAUCUACGGCAAGUUCUCCAUCAAGUCGGACGUUUGGUCAUACGGCAUCCUACUGAUGGAGCUGUUCACGUACGGACAAGUGCCCUAUCCGGGCAUGCACAGCCGCGAGGUGAUCGAGAACAUUGAGCGCGGAUUCCGUAUGCCGAAGCCGACAAAUCACUACUUCCCGGACAACAUCUAUCAGCUGCUGCUGCAGUGUUGGGAUGCUGUGCCCGAGAAGCGGCCCACGUUCGAGUUUUUGAAUCACUACUUCGAAUCCUUCUCGGUCACGUCCGAGGUGCCGUAUCGAGAGGUGCAAGACUAAGCUAAGAGUCCAGCCUAAUCACAAUCACAAAAACACACCCACACAUCACCUUGACACCCUCACAUACACACAACCACACGUCGUACGAUAUAUAAAUAUAGUAUAUAAAGUUAUACAUACAUAUUAUACAUUUAUAUGCAUAUUUACUAUAAUUCUUAAGACUUUUUAAUGGCAUAGUUGCAUACCAGCCAACACACGUGCAUCUACACGAACUCUAUAUGUAUGGUAUAUGUAUGUGUUUAAGCGUAUCUAAAUGAUUCAGAAAAAAAAAACAAAAAAAUCCAAAAACAAAAAAAAAGUAAAUUGGAAAAACUACAUUUUAUAUUUUACACGCAAAACUAUUUUAUAAUUUAUAUACCUAACUGUAUGUACUAUGGAAAUAGAAAGUAUUUAACUAGUUUUGUAAGCUUAACGAGAAACAGAUGAUGAUGUGGGUAGAAAAAGCAAAUGAAUUUGAUGGCAACCCUAUUGAAUUUCAAGUCGAAUACAGCUACGAUUUAACGAUACUUUAAUCGGUGCUUAGGUUUUAUGUAUAAACAAUCCAAUCCACUCUAUAACUAGAACUCUUUGAUCUUAUCCUCCCUUUGAUGAAUACUUUCUUCUGAUACUUUCCACAAACAGACACAAACAACUACCACAAGACUAUCUACUAAGCCAAGAAUUAUUUGACUCAAUCAGUCCGAAUCGAAAAAUCAAAAGAAACUUAAAUUGUAAUUGUUGCUAAUGAGAAACUCCAAUGAUGGCAUUUACUUAUAAGGUGGCGUAACCCUCGUCUCGUCUCUACUUCCAUGUCCGAUAACUGAACGGAAAUGAUCUAUCACCCGAAUGAGAAUAAAAAUAUAUUGAUUUGCUGCUUCCUCGAUUAGAUGAGGCUAAAAAAGAAAAGAAAAGAAAGAAUAAAAUGAAAAGAAAAGUAAGGAAAUUAAAUGAAAAGCGAAAAUUGCAUUUUGUACAAAUCCAUUAUAAAAAGAGAAAAAUAACGCAUUUCACGUUUCGUUGUUAGCAAUUGAACCAAUGAAUGUUUAUAGUACAUUUAGGUUUAUGCCAAAAUUAUUGUUUACUUUCGUUCGUACACUUAAGCACAAGCUAAACACAAUUGGGCACUGUCCAUGUAGUCUAGAUAUAUCUCUAUUGAUGUACAACCUGCAGCGUUGGCCCGCAUUUAGUUCCUUUCCAGACCUGCUGUUCCUUGCGCGUACGCGCGUACAGCCCCAAAUCAAUAGCCCGACUCAAGCCAUACGGAUACGGAUCACUUGCUAUCUCAAGGGUUUCAAAUGCAAAAUAUCACAUGAUAAAUGUAACGAAAACGAUCUGUUUCAAUCAAUCGACCAGAGAACACAGAAUCACAUAAUACACACAUCUCUUAGCUUCUAGACGUCCAAUACGAACAGAUAACCAUAUACACAUGAAUCGAACAUCGAUUGGAGGAGACUUUAUUUAAUUUAUUUGAGUUUUGUUAUAGUUUUAGUUUGUCGUUUAUCAGAUUAUAUAGUACAUAUAGCAUAUAUUGUGUUGGCCAUUGUGUGCACAUUCUGUAGCAUAAAACCAAAGUUUAGCAUUUCGUAUUGAGAUAUAUGUAUUUGUAAAGAACAUUUAUACGGCAACUCGAAGCAUUUCACACACACACACACACACCCACACACACACGAAUCAGUUUAUAGGAUAACCAGCCAGGCUUAAAAACUAGCGAGAAAACAGAAUCCAAUCAUUGUAUGAAAUCGCAUUCAAUUUAACCACAACGGAAUCAUUGCAAAUAAUUAAUUGAAAUAUUGUUAUAAUUCACAGGCAAAACUGAAAUUGUUUAGCGUAGUUGAUGAAUUUUUGUAUAUAAACUUGACAUAACAUGUAGAAUAAAGCGAAAAUUAAAUUGAAAAGUAAUAAUACCAAAACUAAUUAUGGCUAA
Messenger RNA from Drosophila ananassae, 4561 nucleotides. RefSeq names its product tyrosine-protein kinase Src64B (gene Src64B). The transcript is spliced from 8 exons. Lineage: Eukaryota; Metazoa; Arthropoda; Insecta; Diptera; Drosophilidae. Gene Ontology annotation, molecular function: ATP binding; non-membrane spanning protein tyrosine kinase activity; signaling receptor binding. Gene Ontology annotation, biological process: innate immune response; cell surface receptor protein tyrosine kinase signaling pathway; protein phosphorylation. Bases 994 to 2658 code for a protein of 554 amino acids. Gene Ontology annotation, cellular component: extrinsic component of cytoplasmic side of plasma membrane. The record is from RefSeq and is a predicted model, not a curated record.